Molecule: messenger RNA, 11997 nt
Organism: Schistocerca serialis cubense
Lineage: Eukaryota; Metazoa; Arthropoda; Insecta; Orthoptera; Acrididae
Product: C3 and PZP-like alpha-2-macroglobulin domain-containing protein 8
Exons: 28
Coding region: 194-5617 (1807 amino acids)
Cellular component (GO): extracellular region
Molecular function (GO): endopeptidase inhibitor activity
Source: RefSeq, a predicted model, not a curated record
CCCCGCGCUCCACGGUCGCACAGUGGCGGUGCCGCGUGACGUCACACAGUGUCGCAUCGCAGUGCUGUGUCGCGGGUCAGCGCCCCAGCUAGGCGCAGCGAGCGCCGGGUUGUCUACGCCGUAGGCGCCGCUCUAAGACAUCGCGCUGUUCCGAGGGACUUUCUUGAGAUGCUAGAGUGACCAGACACCAGAGAUGACUGCUGCCAAAGGAGGUGCCAUGUUGGCUCUUCUGCAGUUGGCAGCACUGGCAGCCAUGUUGCAUCCUAUGACUGCUGCGGAGACGUGUGACCAGUCUGUGACGGUGGUGAGUCCGCGGACGGCGGUGGCAGGGGGCGCCACGGCCGUGCUGGUCACCCUCAGUGGGGGGCCGCGCCGUCCCCCUCGGCCCCCCCUCAAUGUGACCCUGCACCUCUUGGCGGCUUCUGGCGGCGACGAGGCCGACGCAGACCGGCCCAUCAUCUCCAGGAGCUCUGCCCUGGUGCAAGGCCAGGCGGUGAUCCCAGUGCUGGUGCCUCUGGACGCGCCGCCAUCCUGCGUUCUCCAGGCAGUGGUGGGGGGCAGCGUGCAGACGUCUUCGCGGCUGACGCUGGCGGGGCCCCUGCGGCACGCCAUCCUGCGGCCAGACCGGACCUCCUACUCCCCGGGGGACACAGUGCACUUCUGGGUGCUGGCGCUGGACCAAUCACUGCGACUUCCCUCCGGAGCGGCGGGCAGCGUCUGCGUCAGGGACCCCGCCGGAAACUGCGUGGCGCGGUGGCCGCAAGUCAGCCUCGGACAUGGCGUGCUGAGCUUCUCGCUACCGCUUUCGGGGGCGGCGCCCACGGGCACGUGGCACCUGCAGCUGGAGGCGGACGACCGCCGUCUCUCCGGCUGGGGGGCGGCGGCCGCCUUCAACGUCAGCCUGCCGCAGCAGGAGGCAGCCGGGGGCGGCGGGGGCGGCGGUGCCGGGGGCGGCACAGCCAGGCCACUGGGCACGCCGGCCUCGCCCUGGCUGGGAGCCGGGGGCAGCGGAGGCGACGAGGGCGGCGGGGGUGUUGGGGGCGGAGGUCGCGGUGAGGCGACGCAGGCGUCGGCGCCGGAGGACGAGGUGGCUAUGGCCGAGGAGCACUUCGUGGAGCUGCGCUUCGGGCGCGCCGUCCGCAGGCUGUACAAGCCGGGCCUGCCGUUCGUCGGCAAGGUGGAGUCGGUGAGCACGGAGAAGGUGGUGCGGGUGCGGGUGAAGGUGUACGACAACACGACGGCCAUCUACAGCCAGGACCUGGAGAUCACGUCCGGGGAGGCGGCGUUCGUCGUCCCGGCCAUCCUCGCCGACAGCGACCUCAUCACGCUCCAGGCCGAGCUGGUCUCGGUGGGCGGCAAGGAGAUCGACAGCCACUACGUGCUGGCCAGGGAGCCCGUGCGCAGGUGGCCCGGCUCCAGCGCGCUCCAGGACUGCUACCUGCUCGUCCAGGGCCUGGAGAGGACCUUCCAGCCAGAGGAGCGCGCCCACGCCACGGUGCUGUCGACGUGCGCCUGCGAGCGUGACGUGCUGGCCGUGGUGACCGCCCCCGGGGGCCGCGUGCUCCACUGGACGGAGAAGCGGGCCGACGCGCCGCCGCCCCCGGACCUCAGGCCGCCGCCCGCCAGCGUCGACGGCGCCGCCAUCUGCCGCCUCAACUUCAGCUUCGAGGUGCAGGCGGUAAUGGCGCCCACCAGCCAGCUGCUCGUCUACUACGUCACCGAGGAGGGCGAGCCCGUCAGUGACGUCAUCAGCUUCGAUGUCAGCCUGCAGCACAGUGCCGUGUCGGUGAGCACGGAGGAGCGCGACUUCUGGCUACCUGGACAACGCCUGGAGCUCCGCGUCACGGCUGAGCCCAACUCGCUGGUGUGCGUAGUGGGGGGCCGGAACGGCACCGGAUCGUGGUCCGGAGGCGUGCUGGACUUCCAGCAGGCGGGCCUGGAUGUGUUCCAGCGGCGCUGCGUGCGCGCCACCCCCAGAGGACCCCGCGUGGCGGCGCUGCGCCAGCAGAGGGCGCCCACCCCGGGGCAGGCGGCGGCGGAGGGCGGCUCUGGAGGCUACGGCCUGGGCGCGCUCCAGCUGGGCGUCGACCACGUCUGGUUCUGGCGCUGCUUCAACUUCAGCGGUUCGCAGCAGCAGCAUCGGACGUGGGCGGCGGCACCCCCAGAGCCGGGCCAGUGGACGGUGCGCGCGCUGUCGCUGCCGCUACCGCCGCCGCCCCGCGUCGCCCACCCCACUGGCGCCUCCUCCCCUGGCGCCGCCCCCGGCGCCUCGCCGCCCCCGGGCGCCACGCCAGGCUCAGUGGGCGUCGCCUUCUCGCUGCCGCCCACGCUGAGGGUGGGCGAGACGGCGCAGGUGGACGUCCGCAUCGCCAACAGCGCCGCCUCCUGCAUGGACGUGACGGCGCUGCUGUCGCUGACCGAGGGCGCCCACUUCGCCAGUUCGGGCCUGCUGUACGUCAGCGAGAAGCUGAGGCUGGGGCCGCACGGGGCCACUUCUCUGGUCGUCAGGGUAGUUGUCACCAGCCCGGGCGUCAAGAACAUGACAGUGGAAGUGUCUGGAUAUGGUGGAGACUCGUGCAGGGACACCGGGGGCGGCAAUGGCACGUCUCCAGCGCACAGUGGGGGCAGCACAGGGAGCAGAAGUGCGCUGUCUGCCUCUGUGACACGCUCAGCUAGCACGCUGGUCACGCCAGAGGGGCUCCGCCGGACAACCACCGACAGCGCCUACUUCUGCGCCAAUGAGAAACUGGUGGUGUCUACUCUGGAGGACUUCCAGCCAGAGUGGCUGCCAGCUCCGCGGAACCGCGCCGGCGUCGUACUGGAAGUGCGAGCGGCGGCGCCGGGGGCGGACCAGGAGCGCGGGGGCGGCGCUGGGGGCGCAGUUGGCAGUGGGGGUGGAGACACGCCCCCGCAGCCGGCCGCCAUGGUGCUGCUGUCUUCCGGUAGAGGUGCCGGGCCCGACUCCUACCUGCUGGCUCUGGGAGACGUCUCGUGGCUCACCAGAGGGCCGCACGCUUACGGCGUGCGGUUGGCGAGUGCGCAGACACCCGGCCUGGUGACUGGGGAGUUCCGGACGCUGUGGCUGAGCUGGGAGCGCGGCCUGCUCUCUCUGGGCCGGGGUUCGCACCUCCACCAGGGCCCGCUGCUCAGCUGGCGCUCGCCCACGGACAGCCUGGCCAUCUCGCACAUCGGACUCUCCGCACCAUGGGGAACUCCAGCAGAGUUCAGGCUGUGGAACUACAACGAAGAAGCGGGCUUCUCGCAGGUGCUGCACCUGGACGUGCCCCAGCCAGUGGUCCCUGGUUCAGAGCAGGGCUCCCUGUCCGUAGCUGGUGGACUUGCACUCCCAUCGUCUGCUGCUUCGUGGCUCCACCCAGCUCAGCAUGCCACCGACAUUGGCGAAGCCAGCAGCCUGGUGUCUACGCUCGCGUCGUUCAGCCCGCUGCCGACGCUGGACCACAGGGGGAUGCUGAUGGACCAGGAGGCGCCCUCUGGUGACGUCACGGACGUGAGGCGGCGGCUGGCCACGCAGCUGCAGGCGCUGCUCGUCUUCCGCAAGCCGGACGGCUCCUUCGGGGACCACCCCACGAAGGGCAGCCACAGCGGCACGGUGUGGGCCCUGGACGUGCUGAACCGAGCGCAGGCUCACGUCGCUGUCGACCCGCAGCUGCUGACGUCAGCUAAGCGGUGGCUGCAGGCCCGCCAGCGCGCCGACGGAGGCUUCGCGCCUGACGAUGCCGCCACCGGCAACGUCGAAACGACAGCCGAGACUCUGGUCGCACUGCUCGCUGUAGGGCUCGAAACGGAGGGUGACGAGGAGUGCUGCCUGCGAGCGCGCUACUUCCUGGAGCGGUCGCUGCUGCUGGACAGAUCCUCGGCGCCCCCUCCACUGUCUGCCGCCUCUCUGGCGCUGGCUCUGGUGGCGUCCCGCAGCGAGGUGGCCGCCGCCGCCGUCGCCAGGCUCAGAAACGUCUCUGCCAAUGAGGAGGGGGACUUUGGCUGGCCCUACCACCUGUCAGAUGCCAGAACAGGAACACUGCCCAGGGACCGCCGACUAGCCACCACGGCAGCGGAGUACAAGGCUUCCCUGUACGCCCUGAUGACAUACUCCAUGAUGGGUGACCUGCGCUCUGCCGAGCCCGUCGCUAAGUACCUGUUCUACCGCUCCUACCUGCUGGACACCCACAAAGAGCUGGUGUACCUGUGCGUGCGCGCGCUGUGGCAGCUGUCGUCGGUGGCCCAGGACCGGGAGCGCGCGCUGACCGUCUCGCUGGCCACGUCCGGCAUGGAGCUGACCGACACCCUGGAGCUGAGACCGGGAACCCAGCCAGCCAGGGCGCUGCCGCUGCCCAGCCUGCCCACCAAGGUGUUCGUCUAUGCCACUGGCGCCGGCUGUGCCACCGUGCAGGGUCGCGUGAGCUACUCCACGUACGCGCCAGCCUCCCGGACGCCGCUGCUGGACAUCUGGGCGGCAGUCGAGGGCGAGGAUUCGUCGGGGCUCCGACACCUCGAGGGCCGGCCUGCCAGGCUGUCCAUCAGGGUCUGCUUCAGGUGGAAGUCCCACCGACCAUCUGGUGUGCUGAGACUGGAGGUGCGCCUUUUCUCCGGAUUCCAGCUGUCAUCCUGGAGCGGCAGCGUGCUGGUGGACAGCAAUGGGACCACAGCGGACGUUCAGCAUGGUUCCAGGGCCGACAAAGUCUGGUUCCUCAUGUCUGGUGUGACCUCCCAGUGCGCAGUCUGCGUGCAGCUCUCAGCUGGUGGCGUCUACCCAGUGACGUCAUCCCGGCCGGCGUUGGCGCGCGUCUACCCGGCAGAGCGCCCUCACGUGGCAGCACACGUGUUCUUCCACAGCGCCACUCUGUUGACUGCAGGUGCCGAUGACGACCUCCUCACAUGGUUUGGCGCCUCACAGCAACAAGGUGGAGUCCAGAUGGGGUCCAACUUCUCCGAGGUCUGCGAGUGCGGACAGGACUGCCCGCACGACCCGGCCGAGCCGCAGCCUUCGCCAGAGACGCCAGUCACCACCACGACGACCGCAGCCACGACGACGGCGUCGGUGGCCCCCGACGCCGCGGGCGGUCACGACCAGCGACCGGACACGACCACGAGGGCCCUGUCCACGCCUACAUCACGACCCACCAGCACGUCUGACGAGCCUGGGGGAGGUGACGUCACCGUUAGUGGCCUGGCGGCGGUGACGACGACGACGUCGACGCCCACGACUACGACCGAGGAGCCGGAGUCCGUCAACAUCAUCAUCACGGAUGACAACGCCGAGCUGGAGAGCCAGAAGGAGCGCCCGGCAGGAAAGAGACACGGCCCCUCCUCCAAGAGUGCGAGUCCAGAUUCUGGGAGGGGUGUCAACAUGGAGCGCCGCCCAGUGGACCGUUCAACGCCACUGCAGCAGGAUCACCAGAUGACACUGAAGGAGAGCCGUGGUCACGUGGGAGUCCAGCCUCCACCUCCACCUCAAUCUCAACCUCAACCUCAGCCUCAGCAGGAGGAGCGGCUGCUGGUGCUGGACCGCGAUACACUGUGGGGUAUGCUCCGGGAGGCGGUCCACGUCGAGCUCAACAGCAGCAACCUGCUGAGGCGCGCCGCCACUGAGGCAGACUGAGCCUGAGGUCGCGGUCACCGGCCAGCAUCUGGCUAGGCUGCAGUGCGUGUACUGGACCUAUCAGUAUGUCAGACUGUGGGGCUAGUCACCGAGUAGCCAUCAGACAAGAUCGUGACAUCGGUCCUUGGUUUGUCACCAGACAGACUGAGUGGCCAGCCUCCAGUCUCCAAACCAGACUGUGGGCGUAUCCCCAACCUGUCAUGAAACUGACUAAGAGACCCAUCACUAGUCACCAGCCAGACGCUGAUCAGCCAGACAAUCUUAGAGCCAGUCAUCCAGCCUGCUGGAUGUGCCAUUGAUGCUCCACAGAGUGUGUACUGUCGUGAGCCUGUCACCUGACUGACUGAAGGACCCAUCACCAGUCACCAGCCAGACAAUCUUUACCAAGCAGCAGCUGCUGGUUGCUCCUGCCAGUCACCCACACAGCGUGUAUACUGACAUUGGAUCAAGCACUUCCUCCAUUUAGUGGCACUCAAUGAACAUCAUUGCAGAAGUCUCUUGCAAUACAGAAAAUGCCCCCAAAAAGGAAACCCUACUGCUGUGGACAAGGGCCAUGAUGGUAUCAGCAUAAAUUAUUCAUUUGAACAACAAACUAGUAAUCUGCGCUAUCUAAGCUUCAAAAACUAAUGAAUCGUUUUGUAGAACAGUAAAUGCUCCAAGAAAGGGAAUCAUUUGUUCUUGGAAUACCUACAACCAAUGUCCUUGAGAGCGUAGAUUGUUCAGUAAUAUAAUAAAAUUCUUUGUAAAAUGGAGUAUUGAUUCAGGCUGGGAAAUUGUUCUCCUGAACCUCAGACCAGUCAUUUGCACUGCAUAGGCUUGAAACACUGAUAAGUCAUUUCAUAGAACCAACAGAAAAUACUCCAAAAAAGGGAACCCCUUGUUUUUUUGAAAUGACUGCAUUAAAUUUUCAUAACAACAAAAGUCAUUCAGUAAAGGACUAAACACACCUACAGAGCGAACUUGUGGAGGAGUGUUGUGAAAAUAUUCAUUGCAGUGAAAAAUUAUUUCCUUGAACCUAAGAAUGGUCAGAUUCUGUAUCUGGGCCAGAAUAACAGAUUAGUCGAUUUCCAGCACAAAGUAUACUUCAAAAACUACAACUUUCUUCAUUUAUGAAAGUGCAACUGAUUCGUUCUGGGGAUUUUUUGUAGUUUAUCGCUUUCCCAACUGCCAACCCAGACAACUGCAUCAAAUUGCUCACAUGUAGAAUCAAGCAGCUCCUGUCUCUAAAUACCACACACCAUUGUUCUUGUAGACAAAUAACGUUUAACCUGGGAUAUUGGAGAGAAUCAACAAAAGGUUCGAUGCACCGGACAAUCAUCGUGAUGCUGGACUGGAUAGUUAAGGGCAUUCACGUUCCACUGUGAAAGCUGUACUCUCCUAGGACCUGAUCAACUGCCACAUGUACCCAUCAACAAAGUGCCCAGUCUGGAACAGCUGGAACACCAUAUAAACACUCGUUUUCAUCACCCUAAAUGCAGUCAUCUGUUUGCUGCUUAUGCUACCAUAGUUUAACUUAAAGGUUGCAUUCUAGCAGUAGGAGUUGAGUUCCCGCUAUUUUCGUAUGGUUUCGUUAAGUUAGGAAUUUACAGUAGCUUUCACAAUGAAAGAACGUGGGAGCAAGAAUCACCUUCGAUGUUAAAAUUCUCAGUAAAGUUUUUCUCUAAUCUGAAUCGACGAGCCUCAAAGUAUGAAGCUUCAUUUAGAGUGUUAAAGGAGGUUAUCAACAUAUGUUCAGGGCAUCCUAGCUGUAUACUUCCCGCGAAAAAUAUAAACAAAAAUAUGGUGCAUAGCACUAAAUAUUUCGGAAUUAUGAGUACGAAGCGUAAUUUUAAUCGUAUGUUUAGCAAUAACAUUAUUGUAAGGUAUCUGCUCUGCUCAUACAGAAGAAUAGAUAAAUGGCUGAUUACACAUCUUGUUUAAUUAGUUCAUAAAAAAAUUCACAUAAUUUUUGGUAAUAGUUCUCCUUCCUUAUUUCCUUCUAUGCGACAUUUCCUUAAAAUUCCAUCUGCACCAUCAUUUUUCCUAUGUACUCGUCCAAGAGCGCAGAAUUUUGUGUGGAAGCGAAAAGCUAAAAAAUAACGAAGCAGAUAUUUCUUGUCCCCUUUCUUCUUUCUGUCCUAGUUAGAUAUUAUAAAAAUUCUCAUAUUGCUCCCCAAACUUUCACAAACCAACUGAUUCAACGUUUUUACACCAUCACAGAUAUUCCAGCAAUACCACUCAUUCCACAAGCCUGCCAACGAUGUUUAAUUCGAGUUCUUCAUUUACGCAGUUAUUUGUGAAUAAAGCACUGUAGAGGGAUCAACACAUUUCUUUAUACAUAAUACUAUCGCCAUCGUCAGCUCAGUAAUUUAGGGUAAAUGAUGAUAAUAAUGACAGGAGUUUCUUAUACGUCAUCAGGCUGCAAAAGUUCAAAACUUUUAUAAAGGUUUACUCAGCAAAACUUAGAAUAUGUAAAACAACAUUCAGGGUAAAAAUCAGUUACACCUGUGCAUAACUGGGAUAUCAAUUGUCAACUUAGUUGAAUUUUUUUACAAAGAUGCAAGUGUAAGCCGAGUGAUGGUGUAAGUGCGAGGGGCAUAUUCUCCACUUUCAUCCUCCUUUCAUAAAAUAAAAAACGCGAAUUAAAUGGACACACUUGCACAUUUGUCAGAUUAGCUAUCCAGUCGGCAGAUAAGUUCAUGUGGAGUUCACUUAAAUUUGACAAGUAUUCAUUACAUCUGCUUUAUAUCCAUAUCUGUACGACUCCGCAUAUAGUUUAGUAUUAAAUACUUUGAGGAAAAAUAUAUUUAAUACUAAAGUUAAUGAAAUAUAUAUUUAAUUCAGGCGCAAAGAUUAUAUCCUUCCGAAACAUCAUUUUAACUGUCAAACUCAAGCACCAGAAACCGAUCAAAGUAUCUUUAGCCACUGUCUGCAUUGGCUAUCAUAGUUUACAAACGUAACUUAAAAUAAUUACAACAUUCAGUCUUCGUAUGUAAAUAGUAUAAAGGUAAGGUCAAACUACAGGAAUUUAGUAAUCAGUUGUCAGAUUUGACUGAAACUGUAGAGAUGUCAAAAGGUGGUUUGUGUCAAUCCUUCGGUAUCCUUCGCGAUAUUCAUAUAACUGAGCUGGAUAUCUGCUUCUUCCAAAAAUUUUGUCAGUAUGACGAAGCUCGUCAGUUACAGCUUCUAUGGCGUUGUAAGAUUCUUGGUUAAAGAUAUUCCUGCUUUGUUUAAUGCUCUGUGAAGUAUGGCUCACUUUGGAACCAUGAAUUUCCCAAUAUUAGCUGUUUGAGAUCUACAAGUUCAACAGGGUCUCUUAUACUCGACAGAUCGAACGGUCAAAUCUCUUUAUCCUGUGCAGGUGUGAGAGAUACCAUCCGUAUCCCAACAUGAUGCGAGUUACUGUGAAUGGAUGGUGUUUAGUAAAUCUCGUUUGAGUGAACCACAAUUUUUAUGAAAUAAUAUAUGCUACAACAGUCACCUGUUACUAAUAUUUUAUUAGGACGACACGGUUUGGCAACAUUUUGCCAUCGUAAGGUGCGUUGACCGUUACUUUUACACUGUAAUUAGUAUGAAAUAAAGUUAGUUUCCUUUGUUGUGUGUGCUAGUGAAGUUACGCGUUGAAAUGAGGGCUGUUCGGGAAGAUAAAUAUGUUGCAGUUUGUAUAUUAUGUGAUAAGCAUGGUUAGUCAUUUUGUUAGUGCAUUUACUUACAUUUUUGUUGGUAAUUUCAUUGGCUGGCACACAGAGCACAGUAAAAAGUACUGAGCAACUUAACAAUCAUUUUUUUACAUCAAUCCAAAGAUAAACCAGUUUCUAUUGCUAAAGGAAUAGUAUACGGUGAAGGUGAAACAUUUACAUCUAGAUACAUUUACGUCAUGGCAAAUAUUUUGUGAGUGGUUGGCUAAGCCAAUUUUUUUUCUGUGUGCCUGACAACGAAAUUAUCAACAGUAGUGUCAGUAAAUAAAAUAACAAAAUGGCUAAUAAAGCUUAUCACGUAAUUUACACACUCUAACAUAUUUAUCUUCCUGAACAUGCGUCUCUUUCGACACAUUACUCCACUGGCGCAUGCAGCAAAGGUACUGACCAAAGUUCAUGCUAACUACAAUGUAAAAGCAACUGUAAAUGCACCUUAUGAUGGCAGCAUACUGCCGAAACGCGUCGUGCUAAUAAAAUAUUACUAACAAGUGACUGUUACAGUAUAUAUUUAUUUAUAAAAAUCUUAAAAUCAGUCGCAGCCCUCAAAUAACAUCCAUAUAACAUGGAUAAAUUUAAGAACCAUUAUUGUUUAGGGUUAUGAAGAUCGGAUUUUGCACAAUUUCGUCCUUUUAUCAGUUGAAGGGAGACUGCUACAUCUCUUUCCAUUCCUAGAAGACCUUGUUCCUCAGCGUAGCGGUAAGCCAGUCUAGCAUAAUAAGCAAUCGCUGCUGUCUCAGCUAGCUUCAAAACUUACUCUACCAGCUCAUUUUCUGUGAUGCCAGAGUGUCAUUUGAUCCAAAGUAAUUAUACAAGUAUAUGUGGAUGCUCGUAUUUUGAUGCAAUUUAAGUAUAUUAAAUGCAUGAUGGUUAGUUUUUGAGUUCCAUUCGUAAUACUCUAACAAGUCAACGUGGAUAGACGAACCGACUAUAACAGAAACCAGAAAUCUUUGCAGUGACUGUCAACGUCGAUUCAACGCCCGAGGAAAUUAAUAUGAAAAAAAACAACACAGUCAAACAUUUGAGUAUUCAGGGGUCUCAUCUAUUUGCUAGCACGUCGUAUCCUGCUCGUUGUAUGUCUUGCUUUUUGAAAUUUUUACUGAUUAUGUUAACAUAGUCAGUGUCUUGUCAAAGACAGAUACAUAUGUAUUAGUAAAGUCAAAAUUGUCACAAAAAUAUUGUCCAGCUUAACACUGGAAGUCAGUUUAAAUAACGACUUCAUGUUCAACUACAUUCGUUGCGAAUCCUGAACACAUUUCAUUAUUCGCCCAUACAUUGUUUGCAAUGCAAAAGAUUCAAGCGAGAAAGAUAUAUUUUGCAUUGCUAUGUGAAAUACCAGUUUCUUUUUUAGGUGCGUGAAAUGCAAAUGUUAACUGUAAUUCGUCACGAAUGAGCAAAAGUGAAUGUGGAAGAAUCCAUAAUAUGCAGUUAGUUCAAGAUACCCUUCUCAGAAAUAAACUUACUAAAGACAGUACAAAGGUAAUCUCUGUGGACUCUCAUAGAAGUUACUAAUGCAAUAAGAUGUGCAGACAUGAGUUUUUCAACGAGAGUUUGCAAUUUGCUUAAGGUUUUAACCAAUAUUUUUGCAUAUCAAAAACAAAUUACCUUUAAUCUUGUACAUGUUGCAUAUGAGAUGUUUGUUCUAAUAAAAAUUGAAAACUGUUUUAAGCAUAUUAAAAGAAUUUGAAAUGUUUGUGACUGAAAAGCAUUAUUGCAGAAUAUAAAACUGUGAAAGUACUAUGAGUGCACAAGAUUUUAUGUUUUUGCAGAGAAGUAUUAAAAAAAUUUUAAAGCCUGCUGAUAAAAGAGACAGUGAUUCUGCUCGUAAGCUGAAAAUCAAAACGACAAAUCAUUUGCUAUUCCGAAACUCUUUACAUAGAACAAUGCUGACUUCUAUUUUUUAAGCAACUGUACCAUUUUGCACCCAUAGCACAUUAUUUUGGAAUUGUUAUUGCAUUAUCAAGUACUGGUAUCAAAUCAGUCUUCAUACCACGAUUUAUUGUGCUUCACAAAACUCGUUCUCAUCCAGAUAUUCUGUCACAUACGUAAAUUCUAUCACAGCACGUUCCUGUCUUUGUCGGCCAUAUUGUUUCCUGGUCACUGCCGUCCGCUCUGAGUUGAAGCAGAGAUAAUCGCAAAACAGAGAGAUCAGUCAGCGAUAAUGUUACACAUAAUGCCUUCUGAGAUCGAACUGAAGCGAAAUGUAUCUCUCUUUGAUGCUGUACAGGGGUCAUUGAAGGACUGAUGAAACUGAAUUGCUCACUAAGAGAAAGGGAGGUUUUCGUUUUAAAAUAGCAAAUGAAAUUAGUAUUGAACUCAGCGAACAUGAUUUUCACUCUUCUGUUUAACAUCACUGUCAAAAGAGGCCAUGAUGUGUGAUAAACAUAUGUAAACUAGUCAUUUUUAAAGUUACGUCUGUUAUUCUUUAGAAUGUAAUACAGGUGAUGCUGAAGUUUUCCAGUAAUAUUUUCCCUUGCUUCAGUCUUAACAGAAAGUAGAAAUUUGUUUAGCGAAUGUUAGAAGGUAGCAAGUGUAGUGGUUAUAUAUGACAUAAGGUUAAAAUUGACUUUAAGAACGUUAUGAUUGCACUCAGAACACUUUUGUCAUUUUGCAAACUAUUGUUCUAAUGAUAAAUAUUAAUUUUUGUAAAUUCACUAGAAAUAUAUUUUGUUCAGAAUAAGGACUGUGAAUACACUGAAAUGUAAG